Messenger RNA from Phasianus colchicus (ring-necked pheasant), 1311 nucleotides. RefSeq names its product monocyte to macrophage differentiation associated 2 (gene MMD2). Gene Ontology annotation, molecular function: pore-forming activity. The record is from RefSeq and is a predicted model, not a curated record. Gene Ontology annotation, cellular component: membrane. Lineage: Eukaryota; Metazoa; Chordata; Aves; Galliformes; Phasianidae.
CCACGCUCGCUGCUCCCUCCAUCCCUCGCUUUAAUUACAUUUUCAAUUCAAAUCUGCUGCUAUUUGAUCCGCCGGGGGUGUGUGUCUAUGUGCGGGGGGUAUUUUUAGCUGUGCUUAAAGCUGCCUGGGUGGAUAAGAGAGAUUGUGCAGGUUGCCGCGACCAGGCGGAGCGGGACGGGAUUUGUCCCCCCUCCUCUUCUCCUCCCCAUCUUUGCCCAUUUGCUGGCUGUGAGCGGGGCUGGCUGCCUCUCCAGCUGCCUCCCUUUCGGUCGCCUUUGUUUUUCCCCGGAUUCUUCUCUUGUGCAACAGGGGGGCGAGGCUGCCCUCUGCUUCUCCUCCUCCCCGGCAUUUCAGCCCCGACGAAACCCAUGAAGUCUCUGCGGGUCCGCAGGGCAUCGCCACCCUCGUGGGGUUCGGGGACCCCCGGGCUCCUCACCCCACACUGAACCGCCCGUGGCCGCGUCCCGGGACGCCCCAUGGCACCGCCGCGAUGUUGGCGUCCGGAGCCCUGGAUUUCCAGAAGACGCGCUACGCCAGGUUCAUGAACCACCGUGUCCCUUCCAACCGCAGGUACCAGCCGACAGAUUACGAGCAUGCGGCCAACUGUGCCACACAUGCGUUCUGGAUCCUGCCCAGCAUCCUUGGCAGCUCCAUCCUCUACGUCCUCUCCGAUGACCGGUGGGAGACCAUCUCAGCCUGGAUCUAUGGCUUUGGCUUGUCCAGCCUCUUCAUCGUCUCCACCAUCUUCCACACCAUCUCCUGGAAGAAGAGGCAUCUCAGGACCGUGGAGCACUGCUUGCACAUGUUUGACAGGAUGGUGAUCUACUUCUUCAUUGCAGCAUCAUAUGCUCCAUGGCUGAACUUAAGGGAGCUGGGGCCCUGGGCCUCCCACAUGCGUUGGAUCAUCUGGAUCAUGGCAUCUGUCGGCACCGUCUAUGUGUUCUUCUUCCACGAGAGGUACAAGCUGGUGGAGCUGGUGUGCUACGUGAUCAUGGGCUUCUUCCCCGCCUUGGUCAUCCUCUCCAUGCCCAACAGGGAUGGCCUCCCAGAGCUGGUGGCCGGAGGGAUUUUCUACUGCCUGGGCAUGAUCUUCUUCAAAAGUGAUGGCCGCAUCCCCUUCGCCCACGCCAUCUGGCACCUCUUUGUGGCCAUUGGAGCUGGCAUCCAUUACUAUGCCAUUUGGAGGUACCUCUACCGGCCCGAUGCACUGGAGGCCAAAACGUCCCGAUAGACGCCUUAAGGACCCUUCACAUCAAUGGGGACGUGGAAGGGGAGCAGGGAGGAGAGCCCAGACCAUGGGCUCACCCCAAA